CUGUCGGCGCUCCUUGUAAGGGUGGCACUCGGAUCAGGAACCACGGAACCGGCUCCGGUGGGGGGACCCACACACGGCCGGUCAGAUCAAGUCCGAAAUGAGCUGGGAACACUGAAUUGCUAUCGCCUGUAGUACAAAGUAUUUCCACAUAACCGGACCUAACUUAAUUCUGAGUCGUUUGGCCGUUUCUCAUACCCUCCACCUGUCUAAAUAACGCGCAGAUCAGUCGUAGGCUUUCUCGGAGGUGCGCCGUUGAGUCCCAUUGACUUUGGUGGAUGAUGAAUGAACAUCUGCCAGCUGGUGCCACUCGCACUCCAACUUGGGCGCUUCCAUCUUCCCAUCUUCACAUCAUCGCAUCCUUAGACGACCACCCAGCUACUCGCUUUGAUUCCCGCCGCGCAUUUGCGAUUCACACCCAAAACCACCAUAUCGACGCGUUUUACUCUCCGUAAAAACCGAAACGACCACUUUCCGUCUUCCGCGACCACUCAUUGUCGAUCCCACACGCGUCAAGACCCCCCGCCCUUAAGUCCCCCACCUCCGCGACCACGGCGAUCUUUCACCAUACGAUAACUACCUUCAAGUCUGACGAGUUGCCCUCCCAUUCAAUCUGCCACGAUGCCUCCUCGCGGUCGCAAACGAGCGGCAGAGGCUGAGCCCGAACCACGACCCGAGAGACUCUCCCCUUCGUCCCUGGGGGACCGUGAGCCGCCGCCUCCCUUCUUCAACACUACCUUUUCCACUCACCGCGCAUCACCCCUCUACGUCGGCACCAACACUCUCACUUUUCUGCGGUUGCAAACGCUAUCGCAACGUCUGCGCGACACCCUCGUAGGAGACGUCGUUAGAGGUGUGCAGGUCGACUUGGGAGAUGGUGACAGCUCGCUUGGGCGCGCCGGACCCUUGGAGAAGGUCGGUAUUCGCUGGGUCACGGUUGACGCGUUGCUGGGUGGCACAGAUGAUGCAGAUGUCGACUUGAGUCGCGAUAUGAGCAGUGACGCGACGGAUGGCGGCGAUGCGGAACGCAAGAAGAGGGGCCUGGUGUUCGAGAUCCGAUACGAGAACGCCUUGUGUACGGCUGUGCUGCUGCCAGCGCUCUUCGACCAGGCGGAGGAUGGGCAGCAAGACGGUCUCAAGUCGACGAGCAGCAUACAUAUACCGGGACUGCUUUCCGAAAGCGGUUCGAGGAAGGACAGGCACUUUCUGCGUCUGCCUCUCCUGCUCUUGCGCAUGCCUGCGCCCCUCAAGACCGUCAUCGUUGACUUCCUCUCGAGCACGUUCGAUUGUCGCAUCAGCCCUAUGCGCCUGGGCACGAGGCGUCUCACGGCCGCGUGGGAGAGGUGGAUCGCAGAUGCCGGGCUUCCCUCACGGGGCCCUCUAGCCAAAGACAUGGUUCUCACCUUGGGUUUCUACGUCCCGUCUCCCGACACCGGCGACGGUAACGAUGAUCAGCCUUCGGAGGGGCUUGGGAUCAAAUCCAUCGACGUCAUCAUCCCGGCCGAGGAAUUACGGCGGUUCGCGAGAGAAGGCAAGGUACUUGCGAGUUCGAGGGCCAAGAAUGGUGAGGCCACCGAGCGGAAAGUACUUAGCCAGGGCUACGAAAGCGACCAGAGGCAGAGGAAGCGGCUGGCCGGCGGCAAGGCCGACGAAGGAUGGGGAUGGAUCGACGACGGCGACGAGAAGAAGCAGGAGCCGUUCCUGCGCGCCUUGGGCGCUUACUUGGACAAGCACCUCGCCCUCGACCUCUUCCAUCCUGGAGUGAGAGUCACCAAGAUCGCCUGCGGCGGGUUCGUGCUCGCAGAAGGACGGGUCAAGGUCUUUGUGCCGCCGAACGACGACGACAACGACGACCAAGUAUACCCGCCUGUCAAAAAUCUGGUCGAAGACCUCAUCACCAGCGCAGUGUCAUGAGUUGUCAGGAGAACGCCUGUCAUCUGAGUCAUACCUCGACGACUAGGACGGAGAAUCAGAACACAAUCAAUAAACAACGCUCCUGGAAGACAUGGAGGGGGCGAUGAGACACCGCGGCAGUUGGCAGGGCUAUGCUUCUCUCACACCCAAGCUCCAGUCGCUGUGUUUCUCGGCCAAGAGGAAGACAAGAUGAAGCUCAUGUAUUGCCGCAAGAUUGCCGUCCGCCUUGGCGAACAGCACCCCACCAGAUCGGCUUGAUCAUCUCCCGGCAGCACGAUCACUCUUCUUCCUCGAUUGGACCGCAUGUACAUGACUUCAGCCACUGGCUCAUCCAAGCGAAGAUGUUCCCCAUUAUCCAACACAGCUCGUGACAGUGGGAAGAGCAGAAGGCGAACGGCAUCAAUCUGGAACACGCGUGCACAAAGAAGGAAACCAUGGCGCAGGCCGUCAGCCUCCGCCCAAUCUCUGCUUGUCAGAAAUAUGGAUGAAUAACCUCGGAUAACAAACAAUCGACUACGGCUAAGCAUCCAGGGUGUCAUUCCGUGCCUGCUGGGGCAAAGCUCGGAAAACUCGGGACUUCGCGAUACUCGGAUACCACUCUAAUGGCCUCACUGUCAGCCGCACCAGUAGUAGCAGCUUGCAAUCUAUCUGAAAUCCAUCAUACACUCACCACCACCACAUAGAACGACACGUUCUCGCUGAGCUCGUUACGCCACGCGCUUGUUAAUUGAAUUCUCCUCCUGGCUAAUAUGACUGCCGCAUGCACCCCAGAAGACAGGGUCAUUCAGCCGCCAGCCGCCCCCUGGUUUUGCCCUCCCUCCCCGCAAACCA
Molecule: messenger RNA, 2742 nt
Organism: Colletotrichum destructivum
Lineage: Eukaryota; Fungi; Ascomycota; Sordariomycetes; Glomerellales; Glomerellaceae
Product: Putative centromere subunit L
Exons: 1
Coding region: 619-1911 (430 amino acids)
Source: RefSeq, a predicted model, not a curated record